Seriola aureovittata is the source of this 428-nucleotide messenger RNA. It is a transcript of the gene rpl36a, whose product is annotated as ribosomal protein L36A. Gene Ontology annotation, cellular component: ribosome; cytosolic large ribosomal subunit. Lineage: Eukaryota; Metazoa; Chordata; Actinopteri; Carangiformes; Carangidae. Gene Ontology annotation, biological process: translation. Bases 48 to 368 code for a protein of 106 amino acids. The transcript has 5 exons. The record is from RefSeq and is a predicted model, not a curated record. Gene Ontology annotation, molecular function: structural constituent of ribosome.
GCUUCCGGCUUCUGCCUCCCUCUUUUCCUCUGCAUCGGGACGCAGCCAUGGUGAACGUCCCGAAGACCCGCAGGACCUACUGCAAGAAGUGCAAGAAGCACCAACCCCACAAAGUUACCCAGUACAAGAAGGGAAAGGACUCCCUCUAUGCACAGGGUAAGAGGAGAUACGACAGAAAGCAGAGCGGGUAUGGUGGUCAGACGAAGCCAAUCUUCCGCAAAAAGGCUAAGACGACAAAGAAAAUUGUGUUGAGGCUUGAGUGUGUGGAGCCCAACUGCAGAUCCAAGAGAAUGCUGGCCAUCAAGAGAUGCAAGCACUUCGAGUUGGGUGGUGACAAGAAGAGAAAGGGCCAGGUCAUCCAGUUCUAAACUGUGGUCCCGUCUUCUGGAUGAAGUUGUCACUAUUUUCAAUAAAUUUAUCAAAACAGA